ACAUAAAAUUAUCAGAGGAAAAAAAGAAGGCAGCGAAUGAACAGAAAUUGCCCAAGAAGCCACACCAGGAAAUACAGGAAGACCAACAGGGCAAGGAAAACCGGAGGGAACCUGAGGUGCCUCCCAGAAUGCAGUUCCCAGAUUCCCCUCUGUUCCAGAUAUGGGGCAAAGGUUUAAUGGAGGACCAGCAAAUUGUAGCCCAGAAACUUUUCGAUAAGUAUGGGUACAAUGUUUACCUGAGUGAUCGCUUGCCUCUGGAAAGGCCCUUGAAGGAUACCAGGCCUCCCAGAUGUCGAGAGAAGAAAUAUUCGCAUGACCUCCCAACCCUUAGCGUGGUCCUUAUAUUCUUUAACGAGGCUACCUCCAUCCUCCUACGUGCAAUCACCAGCGUAAUUAACCGGACACCGUCUCACCUCCUGAAAGAAAUUAUCCUCAUUGAUGAUUUCAGUUCAAAUGAGGAACUUAAAGGUCCUUUGGAAGAACAUAUCAAAAAAUUCAACGACAAACAUCCUGGAUUGCUGAAGAUUGUGAGACACCAAGAAAGGAAAGGCCUCACAGAAGCUCGGAUUUCUGGCUGGAGAGCAUCUCUAGCAGACGUGGUGGCCAUUUUGGACGCGCAUAUUGAAGUCAACACUAACUGGGCUGAACCAAUCCUCUCUCGCAUCAAGGAGGAUCACACCGUUAUCAUAUCACCGGUGUUUGAUAACAUCCGUUUUGAUGACUUCCAACUCACUCAGUACGCCGAGGCUGCUGAUGGAUUUGACUGGGCUCUUUGGUGUCUCUACGAGCCCAUACCAAAAGACUGGUUUGCACUGAAAGACCAAACAGCACCAAUCCGGAGUCCUUCUAUUAUGGGAAUACUUGCCGCGAACAGAGAAUUUUUGGGAAAGAUUGGCGUUCUGGAUGGUGGAAUGCACAUUUAUGGAGGAGAAAAUGUGGAAUUAGGCCUCAGGGCUUGGCAAUGCGGCGGAAGUGUUGAGGUCUUGCCGUGUGCAAGGAUUGCACACUUGGAGCGAGCCCACAAGCCUUAUGUACAGGAUGUGUCCCUUGCUGUGAAGAGAAAUGCCUUACGUGUAGCCGAAGUGUGGAUGGAUGACUAUAAACACAUGGUCUACUAUGCCUGGAAUGUACCUCUUGAGAAUUCUGGGAUCGAUUACGGAGAUGUUUCUUCUAGAAAAGAACUGAGGAAGCGACUGAACUGCAAAAGCUUUGAUUGGUAUAUCAAAAAUGUCUACCCUAACUUGGUCCCUCAGGUGAACAUUGUAGGCUAUGGAACAAUGAAAAACAUGCUAAGUAAGGAAAACUGUAUAGAUCAAGGACCGGUCCCUGGGAAUACUCCCAUAUUGUACGCCUGCCAUGGAUACACCCCACAGCACAUGUUCUAUCACAGCACUGGAGAAUUCUUUGUGGGAGGUUUACAAUCUCGGCGCAACAGGGUUGACAGAUGCUUGACAGACCCUGGAGAAGGAAAGCUGCCAGUCAUCGAGAAAUGUGACAAAGCCCAGAGAAAAGGCCUACACAUGCACUGGGAUUUCACGCAAGGAUCGUCCGUAAUCAACAGGAAAACGAAACGGUGUCUUGAAAUUGCGAAGGAUCAUGGAUCCCCCUAUUAUAUGCUGGCUAUGCAAAAUUGCACAGGUCAAAAAUGGUUUAUUCAAAAUACCGUCAAACAAUGGGGGAAACAGCCGAAAGGCGGUGGGUAACUUUUUCUUCAGUUCAGAAAGGAAGCUGCAGGGUAGUAGAGACUAAUGGGAAUAGGCGGACUUUUUUUUCAGUUGGGAAUAAUUUGGAAGACCGUUACCUGAUUUUUGAUUUUGACGUGUGAUUAUUACAAAUGUUCUUCCACUUACGACCCCAAUUGA
This is a messenger RNA of Notechis scutatus (mainland tiger snake), 1862 nucleotides long. NCBI's taxonomy places the organism in Eukaryota, Metazoa, Chordata, Lepidosauria, Squamata, Elapidae. The record is from RefSeq and is a predicted model, not a curated record.